This is a messenger RNA of Phyllostomus hastatus (greater spear-nosed bat), 957 nucleotides long. Its product is annotated as olfactory receptor 5A1-like. Gene Ontology annotation, molecular function: G protein-coupled receptor activity; odorant binding; olfactory receptor activity. Gene Ontology annotation, biological process: G protein-coupled receptor signaling pathway. Bases 1 to 957 code for a protein of 318 amino acids. Gene Ontology annotation, cellular component: membrane. The transcript has a single exon. The record is from RefSeq and is a predicted model, not a curated record. NCBI's taxonomy places the organism in Eukaryota, Metazoa, Chordata, Mammalia, Chiroptera, Phyllostomidae.
AUGGGAAGGAAUAUCAGCAUGGUGACCAAUUUCAUCCUCUUGGGAUUUUCAGAGCAUCUGGAGCUGCAGAUUUUCCUCUUUGUGUUGUUCCUGGGGAUCUAUUUCAUGACACUGGCUUGGAACCUGGGUCUUAUUGUCCUUAUCUGGAUGGAGUCGCAACUCCACUCCCCCAUGUAUUUCUUCCUUGGUAACUUGUCCUUUGUCGAUAUCUCAUACACCUCCUCUGUCGCUCCUAAGAUGCUCUGUGACUUCUUCAAAGACCAGAAGACCAUCUCCUUUGUGGGUUGUGCUGUUCAGUUUUUCUUCUUCAUUGGGAUGGGAGGCACUGAGUGCUGUCUCCUGGCAGCCAUGGCAUACGACCGGUAUGCUGCCAUCUCCAACCCUCUGCUCUACACUGCCAUCAUGUCACCCACCUUCUGUGUGGGGAUGGCCAUAACAGCGUACACUGGUGGAUUUCUCACGGGAUUGGUCCAAGCCACUUCCAUAUUCCAGCUCCAUUUCUGUGGGCCACGAGUCAUUAACCACUUUUUCUGUGACCUGCCACCCCUGCUGGUCUUGUCUUGUUCUAGUACCUUCCUCAGCCAGGUAGUAAACUUUCUUGUUGUGUGUGCAGUUGGUGGGACAUCAGCUCUUGUUGUUCUGGUUUCUUAUGGCUACAUCAUUACUGCUAUUAUGAAGAUCCAUUCAACCCAAGGGCGGAGGAAGGCUUUCAACACCUGUGCCUCUCAUCUGACCACAGUGAUUCUCUUUUAUGGCUCUGGUCUCUUCUCAUACCUUCAUUCUAGUGCUGGAUACUCACAGGACCAAGAUAAGGUGGUGUUCAUGCUCUACGGAGCCAUGAUUCCCAUGCUGAACCCUAUCAUAUAUAGUUUGCGAAACAAGGAAAUCAAAGAUGCAUUGAAAAAACUCAAGGAGAGGAAGAAGCAGAUGUCUUUUAUGUGUUUUUUAGUCCCUUGA